AUGUUGUCCAAUCGUGCUGCACACCUGUCGUCGCGGGUGGUCAGGAAGGCCCUUCUGCCAGGACAACGACAGGGUGCCCUGACAGCUGUACGUCGACGAGACAAUAUAUCUGUCCGCUCUAUCCAGUCAGUCAUUCAAACCGACCGUGAUACAAUUACCCGUCUUCUCUAUUCACUAGGUUCGAAGCGUGAGGUGGAGCGUCACCUUCGCAUCUUCUCCUCUGCCUCCAACCCGGUCCAACCUGCCAAAUUCGCUGUCAUCAAGGUCGGAGGAGCCGUCCUGGACAAUAUUGAUGACCUUGCCCAUUCUCUCUCAUUUCUCUAUCGAGUUGGCCUCUACCCCGUGGUCCUGCAUGGUGCGGGGCCACAGAUGAACGAUAUCCUUGAAGCAGAAGGCGUAGAGCCUGAUUAUAUAGACGGCAUCAGGGUUACUGACGCUAACACCCUCCAAAUUGCCCGUCGUGUCUUCCUCGAAGAGAAUCUUAAGCUCGUCGGGGCCCUUGAAAAGUUGGGCACCCGUGCUCGUCCAAUUACGUCCGGCGUCUUCACUGCCGACUACCUCGAUCGUCCUCGCUAUGGUCUGGUUGGUCGCAUCACGCGUGUUGACAAGCGCCCGAUCGAAGCCUCCAUUCGUGCCGGCGCCCUUCCCAUCCUAACCAGCUUGGCUGAGACACCAGAGGGCCAGAUUCUCAAUGUCAACGCGGACGUCGCCGCUGGGGAGCUGUCCAAAGAGCUUGAGCCGCUGAAGAUUGUCUUCCUCAAUGAAAAGGGCGGCCUUUUCCAUGGCGUCACUGGAGAGAAACUCGAUGUGAUCAAUCUGGACGAGGAAUACGAUCAAUUAAUGAAAGAACCCUGGGUCAAGUUCGGCACGAAGCUCAAGUUGCGGGAGUUCAAGGAGCUCUUGGAACAUCUACCCCGUUCCUCGUCUGUUGCGGUCAUAUCCGCCGCCAACCUCCAGCGCGAACUUUUUACGGAUUCAGGCGCUGGUACUCUUAUUCGUCGUGGCUAUCGUUUAACGAAGUACGAUACCCUUGCGAGCAUUGGUCCUGACCGCUUCCGUCAAGUCGUGCACGAACGUGAUCCAGAUGUGUGUGCAGGGACGGCUAGUGUCGCAGGUAUCCUGGCAGAACUUGAACGUGCCCCGUUCACGAUCUACGCCGACGAACCCCUUGAUUCCGUUGCCGUCGUGUCACACCCUGAGGGGGAGAUACCUGUACUUACCCGCCUCCUCCCAUCUCGCGCUGGGGUGCUGAACGGUGUUCUGGACAAUGUUUGGAAUGCCGUACGCAAAGACCAUCGUAAGCUCUUCUGGACUGCCCCGAUCGAUGAUGAAAAUCGUGCCUGGCACUUUGAGCGUGCGGACGGGAGUUUCACGAGGGGCUCAAGGACCCUGUUCUGGUACGGCGUGACCGACGCGAGUGAGCUUGAUCAAGUAGUCCACUCUUUGGAACAAAAUAAACGCAUUCCUCGCUCUUAUCUUCCCGUGGGACCCUCGCGUGCAACCUCGUCUAAUGGUCUUGGUGGCUCACGGGCGUACUCGACGUCUGCUGGACGCACUCCCACGAGUACUCGAGGCUACGCUACUGCCGCGGCUCCCGUCCUACCCGUACAGCAUACCACGGAACGCAAACGCCUGGCACUUGUUGGUGCACGUGGGUACACUGGUCAGGCUCUCGUCUCGCUUCUUUCCUCUCACCCUUACCUGGAUUUGACGCACGUGUCUUCGCGCCAGCUUGCGGGCAGGGCUUUGGAGGGGUACACCAAAGGGUCUGUAACAUACAGCAACUUGGGAGUCAACGAUAUGGAGAAGAUGGAGAGUGAAGGGGAGGUGGAUGCAUGGGUAUUGGCACUGCCGAACGGUGCAGGUGCUCCUUUCGUCGCGGCGUUAAAUAACGGAGCCAAAGAAAAGGAACGAAAAGGAGGAAAGGCUGGUGUUGCGGUGGAUUUAAGUGCGGAUUGGAGGUUCGACGAUGGCUGGACGUAUGGCCUGCCUGAACUGUACAACCGUCCUGCUAUCCGUGAUGCUACACGUAUUGCCAACCCGGGCUGCUAUGCAACAACGAUCCAGCUCCUGAUUGCACCUUUACUCCCUUACCUCAAGCAUGGGUGUUGGCCAACUGUCUUUGGAGUUUCUGGAUAUAGCGGCGCAGGGACUGUUCCUUCACAAACGGCCGACGGGCAGCCAACGAGCCUACCUAAAAUUCCUGCUGAAAGCCUUGGUGGUGCCAUCCGACCGUAUUCGUUGACGGAUCAUGUGCACGAACGCGAAGCCGGGUGGCACCUAUCACGUCUCUUGCCUAACCCGAGUGCAGACAGCAAAGCCUCAGACAACAUGCAGGUUGCAUUCGUUCCUGUCGUUGCACCCUGGUUUAGCGGAAUCAUCUGUACCCUGUCGAUGCCUCUGGCUUCCAAGGCCACCGCUGCUGAUAUAAGGACUCUGUAUGAGGAGAAAUACAAAAACGAGCGCCUCGUGCGCGUGCAGGCUGCCGUACCUAGUCUGGCGGACAUCGCUGGGAAGCAGAGCGCUGUGAUCGGUGGAGUGCAGGUGCACAGUGGGGGAGAACGAGUGGUUAUAGUGGGCGGCUUGGAUAACUUGCUCAAGGGAGCCGCCACGCAAUGUCUGCAGAAUUUGAAUCUGGCGCUUGGAUACGAUGAAUAUGAAGGCAUCCCAGAUGAUCGUUAA
Molecule: messenger RNA, 2682 nt
Organism: Pisolithus orientalis
Lineage: Eukaryota; Fungi; Basidiomycota; Agaricomycetes; Boletales; Pisolithaceae
Exons: 6
Coding region: 1-2682 (893 amino acids)
Biological process (GO): L-arginine biosynthetic process
Cellular component (GO): mitochondrion; cytoplasm; mitochondrial matrix
Molecular function (GO): NADP+ binding; L-glutamate N-acetyltransferase activity, acting on acetyl-CoA as donor; acetylglutamate kinase activity
Source: RefSeq, a predicted model, not a curated record